UGGAUUGAAAGAUGUCUCAGUGAAAGUGAAAACAAGCGUUAUUCCAGUCACACUUCUCUGGGAAACGUUUCUAAUGACGAAAAUGAAGAAAAAGAGAAUAACAGAGCAUCCAAGCCACAUUCCACUCCAGCUACUCUGCAAUGGUUGGAGGAGAACUAUGAGAUUGCAGAAGGAGUUUGCAUCCCUCGAAGUGCCCUUUACAUGCACUAUUUGGACUUCUGUGAGAAAAAUGACACACAACCUGUUAAUGCUGCCAGCUUUGGAAAGAUAAUACGGCAACAGUUUCCACAGUUAACAACAAGAAGACUUGGAACCAGAGGCCAGUCAAAGUACCAUUACUAUGGCAUUGCAGUAAAAGAAAGCUCUCAGUAUUAUGACGUGAUGUAUUCUAAGAAAGGAGCAGCCUGGGUCAAUGAAACAGGAAAAAAAGAAGUAACCAAACAGACAGUGGCGUAUUCACCACGCUCCAAACUGGGGACACUGCUGCCAGAGUUUCCAAAUGUCAAAGAUCUAAAUCUGCCAGCCAGCUUGCCAGAGGAGAAGGUUUCUACAUUUAUUAUGAUGUACAGAACUCACUGUCAGAGGAUACUUGAUACGGUAAUAAGAGCCAACUUUGAUGAGGUUCAAAGUUUUCUUCUGCACUUUUGGCAAGGGAUGCCACCCCACAUGCUUCCUGUACUGGGUUCUUCCACAGUAGUAAAUAUAGUUGGAGUUUGCGAUUCAAUAUUGUAUAAAGCUAUUUCUGGGGUCCUGAUGCCCACAGUAUUGCAGGCAUUGCCUGACAGUUUGACGCAGGUGAUCCGCAAGUUUGCCAAACAGCUAGAUGAGUGGCUAAAAGUAGCUCUCCAUGACUUGCCAGAAAACCUACGAAACAUCAAGUUUGAGCUAUCCAGAAGAUUUUCACAAAUUCUUCGGAGGCAGACAUCAUUAAAUCAUCUUUGCCAGGCAUCUAGAACUGUCAUCCACAGUGCAGACAUUACAUUCCAAAUGCUGGAAGACUGGAGGAACGUGGACCUUAACAGCAUUACCAAACAAACGCUGUACACCAUGGAAGACUCUCGGGAGGAUCACAGAAAACUCAUAAUACAAUUAUACCAGGAGUUUGAUCAUCUUCUGGAAGAGCAAUCACCUAUUGAAUCGUAUGUGGAAUGGCUGGAUUCCAUGGUGGAUAGAUGUGUUGUAAAGGUGGCUGCUAAGAGACAAGGCUCUUUGAAAAAAGUAGCACAGCAGUUUCUCUUGAUGUGGUCUUGUUUUGGCACAAGAGUUAUUCGCGAUAUGACUUUGCACAGUGCCCCUAGCUUUGGCUCUUUUCAUCUUAUUCACCUGAUGUUUGAUGAUUAUGUAUUAUACCUGUUAGAAUCACUUCAUUGUCAUGAGCGAGCCAAUGAGCUGAUGAGGGCAAUGAAAGGAGAAGGAGGAACAGUAGAAGUAAGAGAAGAGAUAAUACUGACAGAACCUGUUCCUCCAACUCCCUCCCCAGUGCCUUUCUCUCCAGCUAAAUCUGCCACCUCAGUGGAUAUGCCAUCAGCACCUUCGCCUGUAAGCAAUCAGUCCCCAGAGUAUGUUGGCAUAGCAACUACAACAGGGGCUAUGCAGUCUUAUACUUGGUCUCUCACAUAUACGGUGACGACAGCGGCUGGAUCACCUGCUGAAAACUCGCAACAACUACCUUGCAUGAGGAGUCCACAUGUUCCCCCUUCAUCUGUUACACACAGAAUACCUGUUUAUCCACACAGAGAAGAACAUGGGUAUAGCGGAAGCUACAACUAUGGUAGUUAUGGAAACCAACACCCCCAUCCAAUACAGAGUCAAUAUCCCUCUUUACAACAUGACACAACUAUUUCUGGACCUCUUCAUUAUACAGCUUACCACAGAAGCUCUUCACAGUAUCCCUUCAAUAGCUCAUCAUCGCGGAUGGAGCCCUGUUUGAUGAGCAGCACCCCAAGACUGCAUCCAACCCCAGUAACUCCUCGCUGGGCAGAAGUACCUUCAGCGAAUGCUUGUUACUCAAGUCCACCCAUGCACUCCACAAGAUAUGGAAAUUCUGGCGAUAUGUACACACCUUUGACCACACGGAGGAAUUCUGAAUAUGAGCACAUGCAACACUUUCCUGGCUUUGCCUACAUCAAUGGGGAAGCCACCACAGGAUGGGCAAAAUGA
This is a messenger RNA of Eublepharis macularius, 2160 nucleotides long. RefSeq names its product regulatory factor X4 (gene RFX4). The record is from RefSeq and is a predicted model, not a curated record. Gene Ontology annotation, biological process: regulation of transcription by RNA polymerase II. The transcript has 17 exons. Gene Ontology annotation, molecular function: DNA-binding transcription factor activity, RNA polymerase II-specific; RNA polymerase II cis-regulatory region sequence-specific DNA binding. NCBI's taxonomy places the organism in Eukaryota, Metazoa, Chordata, Lepidosauria, Squamata, Eublepharidae. Bases 202 to 2160 code for a protein of 652 amino acids.